AUGUCUGAAGAAAACGACAACGGGGCUCCAAUGAACAACGAAAAAGACAAUUUGGUGUCGGAAGAGCAAGAAGUGACACAAGAAACCACUGGGAACAAAAAUGAAAAGCAAGAUGAUUCUCGCAACGAAAUCCUUGAAAAUAUGCUCAAAGCUGUUCUGGAUAAACAGAAAAAUCUCGUCGAUGAGCUCCGUUCCGUCAAAAGCGAGCUUCAAUUGAUUCGAGACGAUUUGAAACCAAAAUCCGUGAUCGCAGCAGUUUCGAAUGAAACGGAUGAUGAAGAUGAAACAGAUUCAGAAUCUGAAAAUGAGAGUGCUACCAUGACGACUACUGGAAAAUACUUCGUGCUAAAACAUGACUUCAAGAAUGUCUCAAGUUUUAAGAAUUUGGAAAAGAUUUACAGUGAGAAAGAAGAACAUUUUGGUGUCCCUUGGAGGAUUCUAAUCCAGAGAAACACGGAGAAAGAACAUUUUGGAAUUUUCUUGAGCUGUGCUGCGGAGAUGGAUGAUCAAAAAAUGUCUUUUGACGUUGUAUUUGAAACCAAAAUCAUGUCAAACAGUACAAGAAAGUGGAGUAAAAAAACAAGCGGAGAUUUUCAAAAUUCAAUACCUAAGAAUGAAAUGGGUCCUGAAUUAAUUGAAUGGGCGGUGUUGGAAAAAGACUAUCUUGUGGAUGACCAAUUGACUGCUGAAAUUCACGUGAGAAUCAAGAAAACAGCUGGUAUUUAUAAAGAUAAUCUGAGAAGUUUCGACGAGACAAUGGAAGAAUUCUCAGAUGUUGUACUUGUUGUCAAUGAAGAGAAAUUCUACGUUUCAAAAUUGUAUUUAGCUGCUCACUCUCCAUAUUUCAAGGCCUUAUUUUUGGGAAAUUUCAACGAUUCGAAGAAAUCGGAAAUCAAACUGACUGGAAUCGAUGAUGAUGACUUCCAGAAAUAUCUCGAAGUUCUUUAUGGAGAAAGUGCAAUCGAUGAAUUCACAGCAGAAGGUAUCCUCAUGGUGGCUGACAUGUACGACACUCCACUGGUGAUUCGGAAAUGCGAAGAGUUUUUACUCGAAAAAUCAAAGAAAUCAUUGAAGAAGAACUUGGAUUUGUCUACUCGAUACAAUUUGGAAGGACUCAAGGAACAAUGCCUCGACAAGAUCAAAUCAGUCGCUGAUAUCCGAUCCGUCAUACCAGGAGAUAUUCGUGAACUGGAUCCAUCGAUUAUGUCUGAACUUCUCAAAAAAUCCCUCGCACUUCACGAUCCUCCUCAAUGA
This is a messenger RNA of Caenorhabditis remanei, 1254 nucleotides long. RefSeq lists its product as uncharacterized. Lineage: Eukaryota; Metazoa; Nematoda; Chromadorea; Rhabditida; Rhabditidae. Gene Ontology annotation, molecular function: protein binding. The record is from RefSeq and is a predicted model, not a curated record. The transcript has 7 exons. Bases 1 to 1254 code for a protein of 417 amino acids.